Messenger RNA from Gordionus sp. m RMFG-2023, 2325 nucleotides. RefSeq names its product probable serine/threonine-protein kinase ndrD. Gene Ontology annotation, molecular function: sequence-specific DNA binding; DNA-binding transcription factor activity, RNA polymerase II-specific. The transcript has 3 exons. NCBI's taxonomy places the organism in Eukaryota, Metazoa, Nematomorpha, Gordioida, Chordodea, Parachordodidae. The record is from RefSeq and is a predicted model, not a curated record. Gene Ontology annotation, biological process: regulation of transcription by RNA polymerase II; cell differentiation. The coding region runs from base 146 to 2146 and encodes 666 amino acids. Gene Ontology annotation, cellular component: nucleus.
AAAAGAAAGAUUCGAAAAUUGGUAUGUUUAGAUUUUGAAAAAUAAUCCUUUGACCAGUAUUGAUGUUUUCGGAAGUAUAUCAUCAAUAUAGAAGAUACGAAUAUCGACAUAUCCCACUUCGAGGAUUCGGUUAUAGAAAUUAGUUAUGAUGGAUUCCAAAAUCAUUGACUCCAAUAAUACGACUCUUUUGCCGGAUAUUUUUGAUAUGAAUAGUCAAAACAAUGGCAAGAAUUUUAUUUUGGAGGAUCGCUUAAUAGGUAGCCAAGAAUAUUGCGAUACCUGUGUUUACAAUUGUCAAGAUGGAAAUAAAACUUUUCUCCCAAGUUCAGCCAAAUUCAAUAAGUCCUACUACUUGUCUUACACUCAUAAUACGCGGUAUCCCCAUCAACAUACAAUCACCCAAUCCGGCCAGAUACAAUUAUGGCAAUUUCUAUUAGAACUUCUAGCAGAUUCGAGAAACAUUGAUUGCAUAUGCUGGGAAGCAGACGGUUCCCCAGGAGAAUUCAAACUAUCAGAUCCCGAUAAAGUGGCCAGUAAAUGGGGAAAAAGAAAGUCUAAGCCAAAUAUGAAUUAUGACAAGAUGUCUCGAGCCCUAAGAUAUUACUACGAUAAAAGAAUUAUGACCAAGGUUCAUGGUAAAAGGUACACUUACAAAUUCGACUUUUUCGCCUUGGCGGCUAAUCAAGCCCACCAGACAUCUUGUUUUUACUAUGAUAACGUCAGCAAUGAUAUAGACGUGGCAAGUAAUUAUUCGAAUCAUUAUAAGUAUGCCAAGUGUAAUUACAAGUUUGACGGUGGGUUGGAGAAUACAGAUAAUGAUUUGGGCGAAAAAGAUACAUCUUGCUAUUGUGAUGCGCCCAAGUGGAACGGUGACGUCCACCAGUUCAAUUACGAAGACAAGACCUAUACAAAUGAAAGUAGCAAGAAGUUAGCAUACAGUAAAGAUAAUAUUAAGAAAGAAUAUAGCAGGCCGGAUGAGAUGGAGGAUCAGAACGACAAAAAUUUGGAGCAUAGUGAUAAGAAAGAGAUUAAGAAAAUGAAGGGCAUUUAUAACAAAUAUCAAAGAAAUGAACUAAAAGUUAAAUCGACGAUGGGUUCAUUGGCAACCGAUAUUAUAAGAAAUAACAAAAACAAUUACAUAAAUGAGGAAACAAAUAACAGCGAGGAAUAUAGAAAAGCGGCAUUUGUAUCCAAAGGUAAAAGUAUUAAUUCCGAUCGAUCCCUUAUGAUAGAUAAAUUUUACAAAUGCAAGCGGAAAUUAUUUAAUAAACAAACUCCAGCCGUGGAAUCUAAUUACAAUAAUGACAGGAGUCAUUUACAAUAUCAAUCCAAUUCAAAAGAAGUUAAAAAUGUGGAUGAAAAAAUGAAAGACGCUUUCAAAAAAUCUUUGUCUGGCGAAGUUGAAAAACGGAUAAAUUACAAUGAAUACCAAAAAUAUAAUAAUCUAAACAAGUCAAAACUAUCAAUGGAUAAUCUUAUCGAAAAUGUGCAACAAUCGGAUAUGCUAUAUUGCCAACAAGAAAAUAUAUACUUCAAAUAUUUGAAAGAAAAUAUAGGGAGCCUUAAAGAUAUAAUAGUAACCCCGCAAAACCAGGUAGAAUAUUAUGCGCCGCCCUCGAAAAUAUCAUAUUUUAAUGAAUUUCUUCCCACAAACAACGCGAACUUCAAAGAUAAAUUUAACAACAACCUUAAUGCAACCCCGUACCAUCACAACCUAUUAACAAAAACGAACAACGUAAUUGAGUGCAACUACGACCUUAAACACAAUCCAAUUCACAUGUACAACACCCACAUUCCACCAACUUACUCCGGCAUUCCGUAUCUACCCGAAUGUGACUAUGAGAUUUCAGCGAAAACCGCCGAUUUUCUGCCGAAUCCAACUCUAAAAUAUUCUUCUAGUCAGCAAGGCUUCGAACAACCCAAUCAUCUGCAACACGAUUUCAAGCAAGGCAACCACUACAAUUUCGAAGAUGUUAAUGCUAUAAAAAAUGGUCCUCCUUAUAAUUAUAUAUACAAUAAUUAUGGCCAUAAUAAUAACUUCUAUAGUAUAAAUAUCAAUACGGUCAUAAACCCAAACCCAGGGUUACCACCCAUACUUCCCACAUCUCAGCAUCAUUCGUAUUACUGGCCCCCUCCGUAUCACUGAUUCAUAAUAAAUUUUUAAAAUAAAUUGUAAAUUUUAGUUUAAAAGAUCAAUAAUUUAUUUAAUUUUAUCAGCGACAAUUUUAUUAGCUUUAGACGAGACACAAAUCCUAUGAUUUUAAGGCAAGUGUUCAUUUCGACAUUAGAUUGUAAAUAUAUAUAUAAUUUAUCAUCAAAAAAAAU